Messenger RNA from Pleuronectes platessa (European plaice), 8530 nucleotides. RefSeq names its product DOT1-like histone H3K79 methyltransferase (gene dot1l). The transcript is spliced from 28 exons. Gene Ontology annotation, cellular component: nucleus. The record is from RefSeq and is a predicted model, not a curated record. Gene Ontology annotation, molecular function: histone H3K79 methyltransferase activity. The coding region runs from base 300 to 4511 and encodes 1403 amino acids. Gene Ontology annotation, biological process: DNA repair; DNA damage checkpoint signaling; regulation of transcription regulatory region DNA binding. NCBI's taxonomy places the organism in Eukaryota, Metazoa, Chordata, Actinopteri, Pleuronectiformes, Pleuronectidae.
UAUUCAUGCCGGGCAAGAUGGCGGCGAUACGGACGAGGUGUUAUUGCCAGUGGACAUGAGAAAGAAUUUUAUUCACACCGUUAAACCGAGUCGGACACGUUUCUACACUCGGCCGCGUCGUCUGCGUUCUCACCAAGUAACCCGCGUCGACGUCGUUUUUUUUAUUUCACGCCUUCCAACGUCUGGGUGCCACGAAAUGUUCACGUUGUAGCUCGCUCGCUAACCGACCAGCUGGCUAACCGAGAGCAGCGCCUAGCUAGCUAACCAUCCAUCACAGCCAAGCCGCCGUGAAGUGUAGAAUGGGAGAAAAGCUGGAGCUCAAGCUCAAAUCGCCGGUCGGAGCAGAACCCGCAGGCUACCCGUGGCCUUUACCAGUAUAUGAUAAACAUCAUGAUGCUGCUCAUGAAAUCAUCGAGACCAUACGGUGGGUGUGUGAGGAGAUCCCAGACCUCAAACUGGCAAUGGAAAAUUAUGUUCUCAUUGACUACGACACAAAAUGCUUCGAGAGUAUGCAGAGACUGUGCGACAAGUACAACAGGGCCAUCGACAGCAUUCAUCAGCUAUGGAAGGGGACAACCCAGCCCAUGAAGCUGAACAAGCGUCCAUCCAACGGACUGCUAAGACACAUCUUACAGCAGGUGUACAACCACUCAGUGACCGACCCGGAGAAGCUAAACAACUAUGAGCCUUUCUCCCCUGAGGUGUACGGAGAGACGUCUUUUGACCUGGUGGCUCAGAUCAUUGACGAGAUGGAAAUGAUGGAAGAUGACACCUUUGUUGACCUCGGCAGUGGAGUAGGACAGGUAGUGCUGCAGGUUGCAGCAGCAACUAACUGUAAACACUACUAUGGAGUGGAGAAAGCAGACAUUCCAGCCACCUAUGCAGAGUCCAUGGAUAAAGAAUUUAAAAAGUGGAUGAAAUGGUAUGGGAAAAAACAUGGAGAAUACACACUGGAGAGAGGGGAUUUUCUCUCUGAGGAAUGGAAAGAAAGAAUUGCCAACACAAGUAUUAUUUUUGUGAAUAACUUUGCCUUUGGUCCAGAGGUAGAUCACCAGCUGAAGGAGCGCUUUGCAAACAUGAAGGAAGGUGGAAAAAUAGUUUCCUCCAAACCUUUUGCACCUUUAAAUUUUAGAAUAAACAGUCGAAACUUGAGUGAUAUUGGCACAAUAAUGCGUGUGGUGGAGCUUUCUCCACUGAGGGGCUCUGUGUCCUGGACUGGAAAACCAGUUUCCUACUACUUGCACACCAUAGACCGCACCAUACUUGAAAACUAUUUUCAUACUCUCAAAAAUCCUAAACUCAGGGAGGAGCAAGAGGUUGCUCGGCGACGUCAGCAGAAAGACACGAAGGACAAUAAAAGCAAUAGUACCACGCCCACAAAACCGAAAGAACAAACCAAGCAACAGGACUCCUGCGGGGAGGAAGAGCGUCCUAGCCUGGUGACAGUGGUCAAGCCCCCCGCCAAACCCAGGAGAACCCGGCUCUUGUCCAAAGGUCGAAAGUUGAACAACAAGAAGCGCGGCCGACCCAAGAAAGCUGCCCCGGCUGCCGAGAAGAAAAACAAGAAGAAUCAGAGCGCGCUGGACUUGCUGCACGCCAAGACCCUUUCUGCGGCACCCCCCCAGGAUGCAUACCGGCCACCUCAGAGUCCCUUCUACCAGCUACCUCCCAAAGUCCAGCACUAUCCCUCUAGUCAACUGCUGCUGAGCCCGACUCCACCUGGUCUGCAACAGCUGCUAGAUAACAUCAAAGUUCAGUACAUCCAGUUUAUGGCCUACAUGAAGACUCCUCAGUACCGCACCAACCUGCAGCAGCUUUUAGAACAGGAGAAGCAAAAACACAGGGAUCUAUCGGGACAGGCAGAGCAACUCCACUCUGUCUGUCACUCUCACAAGGACAGAAUCAAAGGUCUCUUUCAGACUAAACUAGAUGAGCUGGGAGUGAAAGCCCUGACUGCGGAAGACCUGCUGCAGGCCCAGAAGGAGAUAUCGGCUCACAACCGUCAGCUGAAAGAGCAGACCAAACAGCUUGAGAGAGACAUGGCCUUACUGAGAGACCACAGCCUGCUACUGUUGAAAUCUCGAUGUGAGGAGCUGAAGCUGGAUUGGGGCUCUUUGUGUUUAGAGAGUCUGUUGAAGGAGAAGCAAGCACUGCGCAGACAAAUAUCUGAGAAACAGAGACACUGUCUGGAGCUGCAGAUCAGCAUUGUGGAGCUUGAGAAAAGUCAGCGGCAACAGGAGCUGCUCCAGCUCAAGUCGUACAGCCCCUGUGAUGGCUCCCCAUACAGGAAGAGCCUGGAAUCACGCUCUUCCACAGACUUGGACUCCUCAAAGCUCGGCCUGUCCUCCGGCCCAGCCCUCAAUGGUGUCAGCCCAGAGCUUUCAAUUAAUGGCACCAGCUCAUGUUUCGACCGCGCCAGCUCAAAGGGAGAGCUUCUUUCGCGCUACCUGCCCAUCUCUCCCGACCACGAGAUCGUACCCGCUGCCCCUGACGCUCGGCAGAGGCAGCAAAGCUCCUUUCACACUCUUCCUGACUACACACGCUUCUCCCCGGCCAAGAUUGCCUUGCGGCGGCACCUUAACCAGGACCCAACUGCCUCAAUAUACCUAAGAGGUCCAGGGCUGACCAUGCACAGGGAAUUUGUUGGUGUUAACUCACCACUUGGAGCCAAACAGAACUGCCUCUCUCCCAAUACAUUGGAUGCACAGAAGAGUUCAGACAGGGGUUGUAAAGAAAGGAGUCCAUCUGUUCAGGUUGAUAGCAGCAUCACAAGCCUUCCAAUUAGCAUCCCCCUGAGCACUGUCCACCCAAGUAAACUACCUGUCAGCAUUCCACUGGCCAGCGUGGUGCUACCCAGUCGAGUUGAGAGACUGAGAAGUACUCCCAGUCCCGUCUCUCAGUCAGGCCAGACUAAUGGAUAUUCAACCAGCUCAGGGCUGAUGAAUGGAGGUCCCCACCCUGAGGACCAUAAUGGUGCUUCUUCAUCCCCGCUUCCACACAGCAAUGCUUCUCUGACGGGACCCAUAGGUCGAGGAGGUCCCAUCCAAAGCCCCCCACUCAGUACUGGAGGGGUUCUCCAAUAUGCAGACGGACCACCAAGGAUUCUUCCAGAAGACGGACAAGACCGCCAGGGAGGUGAAUCUGACACUGAGCCCCAGGAUAGUGAACUGCGGAGGAGAAUCUUCUUCUCCUCGUCCUCCUCAUCCACGUCUUCCACUUCGUCAGGCAGUGGAGGCAGCAUGGCCGGAGGAUCACGCCUCCACCAUCACACUGGCAACUCAGCCAAGCAGGGAUACAAUAGUAACCAUGGAAACCACCAUCACCAGUCGCCUGGCACACAGUACACACAAAACCCCACACAUAUGCUGUCAUCACAUUCCUCUCACGGCCUCGGCUCUCAGGAGGGACGCAAGCGUGGGAGACGAAAACGCAGCUCUGCGGGGCCUGUGACGGCCAGCGGAUCCCCAAAGAGGAAGUCGUUCCCUGGUCUCAGCUCCAACAACCACUCCUCAGGAUCACCACUCAACAUUAACACCAUGGUCAACAACAUCAACCAGCCUCUGGAGAUCUCUGCCAUCUCCUCACCAGAACAAUCAAGCCGUAGCCCCAGUGGGCCUGACAUGGACCAGCCUCCCAUCUUGAAGAGAGAGCGGCCCUUGGAGCUCAAUGGCACAAGUCGUUACUCCUCACCCCCCAGCUCAGAUGACGAUGACUCAGGAUACCCCGCUGACAGCUCUAGUUCUCGAAUUGAAAGAAAAAUUGCUACUAUAUCCUUGGAGAGCAGGGAUGGACCAAGUAGAUUAGGGGAUAAUGAAAGAGGCAGAAAAUCUGGUAGCAGCAGUGGAAACAGCACAGGUAGUGAUGGCUCCUCUUCAUCCUCCUUGUCCUCUACCAGCAAAUGGAAAUCUACUUUUUCACCUAUAUCAGACCUAAAGCAACCCAACUCUGACCUUAGACAGGGGGGCUCCCCUUUCGGCAUGGGGGGGUCAAGCCGGGGGACAGACUCAGAUUCUGACCACAAACAACAACAUCAGCAAGUGAGAAAAGGGAGUGACGGAGAGUCGUCCAGCUACAUGACCCCCAAUCCCUUCCUCAGUCAGGAGGCAGGCAGCCGAAGUGGAGGCAGCGGAGCUCAAGGAGGUGGCAGCUCAGAACAGCGCCAGGCCAUCCAGAAGCAGAAGACCCCCCGUGACUGGGAUCUGAAGACGAGCAGCAGCAGCCCGGCCAGUCAGAACCUCUUCAUCUCUGCAGCUGCUACCAGUGGAGGGGGAAUUCUGAGUGGGAAGGUGGGCGGCAGCCCUGUAGCAGUUUCCUCAACCACGGGGUCGUCUGUGGGACAGUACCUGGGGUCUCAGUUCCCGCUUGGCGGGGCAUCAGUGUUACAAUCCUUGUUCGGGGCCCAGACAGGCGGGUCCACUGUUUCUGGGACCGCCCGGCUCGUCAAUGGACACUCUGCCAUGGGAAGCUUCUCCAGUGCAGGGCUGGCAGGGGGAGCGGCUGGAGGUAACUGAUGAAAACUACCUCAACAAAAAAUGAACUAUGCAAAUGUCCAGGUGCGGACCAAGGCACUCUCCUCACUCACUGGUGCUUCAAAAUAUCUGCACUACCCAGCAGCCUGCAAGACCGGCCUCUUUAGUGGGAUCUCUGAUACACAUUCUCACACACAAACACACACACUAACCAGCACCACCACUAUGGUUAGCUUGAGCAGAAUUCAUUGGUACUGUCAUGUAAAUGUGAGUGUUGUUCGCAGAUUAUGGUGAUUUGAGCUCAGUACUGGCUGCUGCCCAGCACUGACUGACCUGAAUGAUUCUGUUGUCUAACCUUAAAGCCCUCAACAUUAUGAUAGGUUGUCAUUUAUUUGUCCAAGUCACGACUAUAGCAACUAGUGUUCGGCUAAAGAAUCAGUUCUGAUUGAUUUUAUCAACCGAUAAAAGCACACAGUCCAACUUUCUAGAGCUGAAUCUCCUCUGGUGUCAUCCUCUGUCCAAAUUUCAAUUUGUGUGUGUGCACACAUUAAAACAAACACACACAGGCCAGUUCAAUGAACUCUGUUCACAUGUCAUGCAGCCUUUCCUCUCUGCAUGCAUGCUCUAUUGCUUGUUUUCUUCCUUCAGUAAAAUUCAGUGUUUGUUGAAGCAUAUUUGAUGAACUGAGGAACUUUAUAUUUCGGUCUAACUUCACACUGGAUAGUAAGAUAGUUACUCGUGUAGCAAAAACACUCUGGCUGGAUUAUUGACCCCCCAUAAACUCUGGUUAUGUGAAUGAUUUUCUCUAUUUUUUUCUUUAUUCACUUUAAGGUCGGCCAAACCAUUUAAUUCACAUUGUUAGUAAUGGAAACUGUUUCAGUGUUUUAUCUUCUAAUAUCAGAUAUUUAACAUAUCAAUGAAAGUUUCUCUGGUGACAACAAUCAGGUGCAUUUCACAUUCUCUAACGGACACAUGAAGAGUUUGAGGGAACAUCUGUGUGUAAAUUAACCUUUCACAGAAAAUGAUCUGACGUCAAACUCACUUUGAACAUUUGGUGAAUCAUUUCCAGGGGUGAUAAUAACACUGAGUCGGACUCAUUAGCACAGUAUAUUUUAAUGCUUUUUUAAAUAAGACCAAUGGAAUUUGAUUUAAUGAGAUGGUGCUCUGUGUUUUUUGUGUAUUGUCAGCCACACUUAUGGAAUCCCAGGUCAGGGGUGUGUGGCUGCAAGUAAAACUGAAUCCAGGUGUAAAAGAUAAAAUAGUAAAACCAUAGACAAUUGAACUUAUUGUAUUGUGAAUAUUUCCUCCUCUGGUCAGUUUGAUAAGUCACACUAAUCUGUGGAGCCACAGCAGGAAUUUUUUAACUUUUCUCAUCCUAAACUUAUUCAUAUUUAUCUCUGCUGUCGCAGGUUUAAGCAAAAUGUUGGUUUAUACAUUUCACAACACACAAAAGACAGAUACACACUCGCGCAAGCAAAUCCUCACACACUGGGAAACACAUAACCACAACGAACUACUGGACUCUUUUCACACCUUUUUGUUUGUUUUUUAUUGUGUAAUUUGUUAUUUUUGUAAACAAUGUUUGUACUGUGAACGUGAUUCAUGCUCCAACUGUAUAGUUGUGUAUAAUUUAGAUGAUUAUAUUUAUGCCAUCAGUCUUUUCUUUUGCCUUGGUAUUUGUUUUUCUCUUUAUUUUUUCUUUAAUCCUGAAUUGUGUCGACAGUGUAGAAUGCAAUAGUGUGUGUACUUGACUCAGUCUGAAAACCAUGGUGCUAAAUUUGGACUGUGCCUGAUUUUAUUUAUUUUCUAUUAAUGAAAACAUAAAAACAAUUCGAACACUUGGUGCUGUACACAGGGACGUUUAUAAAAGCCUUUUUUUUAGGCAUUUCCUUUUCUCCUAUUUAAUGUGCUUUUGUUUAAUAACGCCUUGUGUACAAGUGUAGACGCCAUCUUGAGAUGGAUACUGUGUAAACAGGGGCCUCUCUUCAUGUUACUCACACAGCUGUUUUAACAUGUGUCCGGCCAAUUUCUCAAUAGUAAGUCACAUAGCUGUAGGUUAACAAGACACACUGAUUUUGUACAUACGUUUUUUUUUUUUUUUUUAUCCCCUUGUAUGUCUCCAGCAUAAAACAGAAAGCUAUAUAAGAUAAGUCUCUAUAUACAGUCUAUGUGUAUAAAUGAGUAAAUAUAUAUAUAAGUGAAUAGGGGUAUUUUGGUGCUGGCAUUGCAACCCCUUAAAUAUAACCUGUUAAACAGGAGGCUUGAAGCCGGGGAAGAGCGAAGCUUUGCCAUCGCACGACCUUAAUGGAGGGCGUCUUAAAAACACACGCCACAGAACUAGAAACUCACAAACUGUGUAAUCAACACACAAAGGUGCUGUGACUGGAACAUAACUAGAUUCCAGCUCUAGAACUGUUAUCUUGAUUUUUACCAGAAGUUUUCAUGUCCGUUUCUUUUUAUUUCCUUUUUUAUAUAUAUAUAUAUAUAUACCAACCCAGAUUCUGCAGGAAAAAUGGUGCUUCUGUUUCCAGACAAUGAAAUCUUUACUGGUGCUUAAAGUGAAUGUCUUACUGACAAGGCCCUCCCAUAUAGUGUAAGCAUACUGUGAGACAUGCUGAUGUAAAGCACUUGUGUUAGCGUGUGUGUGAGCAGCAAAGCUUCUUUUUCUGAUAGUGGGAUACACUUACGCUCAUUGUGUGUGGUUUUAUGUUCCCACUUGAUGGUGCAUAUCUAAGGGAGCUUAGACUAAUAAUAAUCAAAGCUUUAUAGUAAACUCCUGUCCUGUGCACUCACUGCGUGAACACGAGCGUGUUUUCAGAGAGACGUUUUAGAACAUAACUAGAGACAAUAGAGUCCGUUUGUUACCAGCACUGAGAACUCCUUUGUAAUUAUUGUCUGACGCUAUGAUUUUUCUUAUUCUUGAUGUUUGAUACGAUUACAAUUACAUCUUCUGCUUCUAGCUGUGUCUUCAGAUUCCUGUCGGUUUUUUAAUACUACUUGUCAGAACAGACAGCACGGUGCUCUCCUUCACUUAAAACGAGGAAACUGCAGCUAUUCAUACGAAAACAUUGCUUGUCCCCUGUUGUGCUGCAGGGUUUCAUGGGUAACGAUAGUCAACACGAGCUCGCCUUGCGGCUUUCUGGAUAAUACAGUCUAACCUAGAGACGUUUCUCUCACGUCGAGUGGGGGGGGGUUGUGAUGUGUGUGACGGUGAGAAUAGUUCAUGGACACACUUAUUUUACACCGAUUUGAACCCGCCUCUUGUAUAAUCACUGAAAGGGGUGAGGUGCUGUGAUCAAAGUCCUUUGGUGCAUGAGCAUGAUUGGACCUUAAAGCCUCGAUGCAGUUCUCCAGCUUCAUCCCCGUCCUGGGACAUGAACGCACGAUAACCUGUGAGAGCCGAGGCUGUUUACUCUAAAUCCUGCCAAAGGUCUGAAACUCAGGAACUUCCCAGGAUGCUUUUAAUGAUUCAAAAGAUUUAAACUACAGCACGCCACAAGCUUAUUCACCAUCUCGUGGCGUGAUUAAGUCCCUCAGUACUCUUCCCCCAAACUCAGGACCAGGACAAGAUCCUCAUUAAGUGUAUGUGGGGGUAACAAUUUAGUCAGGUCUCCUCAGAUUUAUUCUCACUGUCACAGACGUGCAGCCUCUCCGGUGAAACGCAGCUUUAAUUGGCUUUACACGAGUCGUUCGGAUCUGGAGAAGCUGUGACACGGCCACAACUGUCAGCAUCUUCCUCAUCUCACAAAGCCUCUGUCUGAUAUGUGUCUCUAAAGAAGGAGGUUCACCGUCCUCUGUUGAGUUGAACCGAUGUUAAAAGAGCCGAGCGUGAACCGCAGUCUGUGCAUCGUGAUCUCUGAUUGGUGAAGCCAGGGCAGGUUUGAGGUGCAAUAACGGCAAACCUAUUUCCCAAAAGGCCCCGGGUUUUCAUGGAAAACUUGUUACUGUUCGAUGUCGGUGCUUUUAUCCUAAGAUGUUAUAAUGAAACAAAUGGAAUUAAUGGGUUUUUUUCUGCGUUUUAUGAUUAUUAAUAAAAAUGUUUCCUAUAAUAUUUGAAUUCA